This is a messenger RNA of Myxocyprinus asiaticus (Chinese sucker), 4653 nucleotides long. Its product is annotated as rho guanine nucleotide exchange factor 9-like. NCBI's taxonomy places the organism in Eukaryota, Metazoa, Chordata, Actinopteri, Cypriniformes, Catostomidae. Gene Ontology annotation, molecular function: protein binding; guanyl-nucleotide exchange factor activity. The transcript has 11 exons. Bases 164 to 1675 code for a protein of 503 amino acids. The record is from RefSeq and is a predicted model, not a curated record.
CUCUUAUCACGCCGUGAGAACAGAACAGUGCCGAACCGGACGCGUGUUUCUCUUCCAUACACCGCGCGUUGCUCACGGGGGCGCGGAUCCAGGGGCGCAGCUGGCGUCGGGGGCUCGAACCUGCGGAAAGGACACGAAUCCAGGACCGGGACUGACCCUGAGGAUGAUGAAGUUGGUCAGUGGGGGCUCUGUAGUGAAUGCCGAGGCAGUAUGGGACCAUGUGACCAUGGCUGACCGAGAGCUGGCCUUCAAGGCAGGCGAUGUCAUCAAGGUGUUGGACGCCUCCAAUAAGGACUGGUGGUGGGGUCAAAUCGAUGACGAGGAGGGCUGGUUUCCUGCCAGCUUCGUAAGGGUGGAGUCCCACCCCCCUCAAACCAAACAGCUUUUUUAUAUCAACCCUGUCGCUGCAUCACGCCUCACAAACGCCACGGCUAAGUUAUGGGUAAAUCAGGAGGAAAACACAGUGGUCGAGACUGCCGAAUGCUCCAGCGAGGUGCAGAACGGCCAUGCGGAGGCCAGUCCGAACCCUAGCACUGAUUGCCUGUGUCUGGGCCAGCCCACCCAGAACCGGGACCAGAUGAGAGCCAAUGUCAUCAAUGAGAUCAUGAGCACAGAACGACAUUUCAUCAAACACCUGAAGGAUAUCUGUGAGGGGUAUCUGCGUCAGUGUAAAAAGAGAAGAGACAUGUUUAAUGACGAUCAGCUGAAGGUGAUCUUUGGGAAUAUCGAAGACAUUUACAGAUUCCAGUUGAGCUUCGUCAGAGACCUGGAGAAACAGUUUAACACGGAAGAACCUCAUCUUAGUGAGAUCGGACCCUGCUUUUUGGAACACCAAGAUGGAUUCUGGAUUUACUCGGAAUAUUGUAACAACCACGUUGAUGCCUGCAUGGAGCUCACACGUCUCAUGCGAGAUGCAAGAUACCAGCACUUCUUUGAAGCAUGCCGAUUAGUUCAGCAGAUGAUUGACAUCGCCAUUGAUGGCUACCUGCUUACACCAGUCCAGAAAAUCUGCAAAUACCCUCUACAGCUAGCAGAGUUACUGAAAUACACAGUACAAGAACACAGUGAUUAUCGGUAUGUGGCUGCUGCGCUAGCGGUAAUGAGAAAUGUCACUCAGCAAAUCAACGAACGUAAACGAAGGCUUGAGAACAUUGACAAAAUCGCCCAAUGGCAGGCCUCCGUACUGGACUGGGAGGGUGAGGAUAUUCUGGACAGGAGCUCAGAGCUUGUGUACACUGGGGAGAUGUCCUGGAUAUAUCAACCAUAUGGCCGCAGCCAAACCAGAAUCUUCUUCCUGUUUGAUCAUCAGAUGGUCCUGUGCAAGAAGGAUCUCAUUCGCCGUGAUAUUCUCUACUACAAGGGCCGGAUCGAAAUGGAUCGAUAUGAGGUCAUCGAUGCAAUCGAUGGCCGAGAUGAUGAUUUUAACGUCAGCGUGAAGAACGCUUUCAAACUGGCCAAUAGAGACACAGAUGAGAUCCAUCUGUUCCUGCCCAAAAAGCUAGAGGAGAAAAUCCGUUGGCUUCGGGCAUUUCAAGAGGAAAGAAAGAUGGUCCAGGAAGAUGAGAAGAUUGGGUUUGAAAUCUCUCAGUAUCAGAAGAGGCAAGCAGCUCUGACUGUUAGGAGAGUCACCAAACAGAAAGAGCUGACGGGGGCUCUGCAGACAGGGUGGAGUUAAACUGUGUGUCGGUAAGUUGCUAACUAGUUUGUGAAAUACAUACUAGAAAGUUAAUAAACAAUGACCGUAUCAUUUUCCCUUCUCAAUAUUACUAAUAUAAUGUUAACUCUGUCCCUGACAACUAUGUCACUCAUGUCUGUUUGCUGUUAGCCAGCUAUAGUUUGUCAGUGCAGUCAGUAAUGUAGCAGAUUGAAAGGUAAACAUCAGAGCAUUUUUUUGCAGCUCAGCAGACAAGGAUUGUGUCUGUUGAGUGUUGAUUUCACACUAUGUCAUUACCUAUUUGGUGAGACACAAUGCUGGAAAGUAAAAUAAACAACGUCUGUCUUUUACUCUCCAUGACAACGAGCUUAUAGCUAACUAGCUAAUCACGUAGCUACUUUCAUUGUUGCAGCUGAGUGGAAGCUAAUGAUUAAACAUGUAUUCACCAAACAGUUUUGUUCAGGAUUCACAGUUUGGUGCCCCCUUCAACCGAACAAUUCCAGUCGUUACAUUCACAAAAUGUAAUAUUUCAAAGUCUGUGUGGCAGGGCGGAGGGCUGAUUAGCCUGAGAGGGAUAAAGGCUGACCGGAGACAGCAGUGCGACAGAGAGAGAGUUACGGACAGCUGUCCGACACCUGUGUCUGUUUGUCUUUUUGGUUCAGUUUCUCAUUAAAUAUUAUUUAUAUUGUCAAGCCGGUUCUCGCCUCCUCCUUUCCAUUGAUGUGUUACACUGGUGCUGAAACUCGGGAAGGAGGAGGAUGCGCCGUAGUAGAGUCCUCGCCACUACCAUCAACCCAAAUGGAGCAGCCAUGGCCAUCCGCCGGGGGACGGUGGAGCACGGCUGCCUGAAAGCGGAGGAACGGCCGCCGACCGCGGGGGAGGAGGGGCUUCUAACUGACCGCCUGGAGCAGUCAGGGCCGCUACCAGGGGCGGAGGAGACCCCUACCAGCUGCUGAAACAGGGAGCAGGGAGGGGCUCCUGGCCGACCACCUGGAGUGGGAGAACCGCUGCCAGGGGAGGGGGAGACCCCUUCCGUCCACCAAAAAUGCGGCGGGGCGUUCCGUCCGCCAGGGGCCAGAGGACUGCCUCCGAUCCGUCCAGGGAGGCGCGGCUGUCAUCCACCAGAGGGUGGAGGAGUGGCCGAGGACCAGGCAAGGCAUAUCGGAGAAUCGGCAAGUACAUUUUUUUUCUCUCUCUCUCUCCCGCUGCUGCUUCGUGUUGGCCUUUUCCCUCUCUUUUUAAAUGUUUUUGUUAAUUUGGCACGAUUGCCAUUACGGAGUGUAGGUGGCAAAUUUUUUUUUUGUUUCCCUCCCCUUGUCCCCUCCCCUGAUCCAGGUAGACGGGGAUGACCUGCCGGCAGACGGGCGGAAGGCACGCCCCCCCCCCCACCCCCCAGGAAAGGGGGUGGGGGGAUGUACGUCAUGCCGGGGGCUCCCCGGCCUGAGAGAAUGGGGGAGGAAUGUGGCAGGGCGGAGGGCAGGGCUGGGUCGUGCUUCUACACACCCGGCCCCUAAUAAGGCUGAUUAGCCCGAGAGGGAUGUCCGACACCUGUGUGUGUUUGUCUUUUUGGUUCAGUUUCUCAUUAAAUAUUAUAUAUUGUCAAGCCGGUUCUUGCCUCCUCCUUUCCAUUGAUGUGUUACAUUCUGGUUUUCCACUGUUGAAAGUUUCCCCUGAACUUGUAUAGCAGAAUAUGGUAGAACACCGCUGCUUAUCUUAUCUAGAAUUUGUUGACAAUGUAUUAUAAUAAUAAUGUCAAAUAUACUUUGAUAAAAAUAUUUGUUUAAGAAAGCAGCCUUCUGGGGGACCUGGGUAGCUCAGUGGUAAAAUACACUGGCUACCACCCCUGGAGUUCGCUAGCUCGCUAGUUCGAAUCCCAGGGUGUGCUGAGUGAUUCCAGCCAGGUCUCCUAAGCAACCAAAUUGGCCUGGUUGCCAGGGAGGGUAGAGUCACAUGGGGUAAAACUCCUCAUGGUCACUAUAGUGUGGUUUGUUCUCAGUGGGGCACGUGGUGAAUUGAGUGUGGAUGGCGUGAAGCCUCUACACGUGCUAUGUCUCCGUUGUAACACACUCAACAUGCCACAUCUUAAGAUGCAAGGGUUGACGGUCUCAGACACAGAGGCAACUGGGAUUCAUCCUCCACCAUUUCAUGGUCAUUUCAAAUUGGGAGAAAAAGGAAAAAAAGGAAAGCAGGCUUCUGAAUACCUUUGCAUAGUCAUAUCAGUGCAAAAUUGGUGAAAAAUCCACAUAGAAAAUGUCUGUUUUCAUUCUAGCUCAAAAAUUAACUAUAUUGGCCACCCUAUCGGUAAUCGGUGAAUUGUCCCUCUCUAAAAUCGAUAUCGGUAUCAGUCUCAUAUCGGUCAGGCUCUAGUUGUGGUUACACUUUGUUGAGUUGUGGUCUGAUUUUGUUGUGUUGUUGUUUAAUUUCAUUAUGUUGUGGCUGAAUUUCAUUGUGUUGUGGUUUAAUUUUGUUGUGUCGUGGUGUAAUGUUGUUGAGUUGUGGUUACAUUUCAUUGUGUUGUGAUUUAAUUUUGUUGUGUUGUGGCUUACUUUCUUUGUGCUGUGGUUUAGUUCCAUUGAGUUUUCUGCUUUUAUUUGCUUUACUGAUUUUGUCUGGGCCACUGUAGUAAUUUGUAAUGUUAACUUUUUGCAUUCACGCUUUACUCGGCCAUAACAUGUGCUGAUUACACUGUGUAAUUGUCAUUUAUAAUGAAACUGAUACUACUGUAUAGACAGGUGUAUAAAAGUGUUAACGGGCAGAAUACAGACAAAAGAAUGAUGAUAAAAGAGGCAUAUCUUAUUUUGGGCACAUGAGUGAACCAGCAUAUCAAACAACAGAGUGAAUGGGUACUUAAGAGUAUUUAAGUAGAUUUGAUUCCUUUUGAAGACUAGGUAAUCGAAAAAAAUUGCAUGACAUGUUCUUAGAAUAUGUCUCUACUUGAACAAUUGUACAGAUGUAGGUAAAUUUGCACCAGUUCACAAAAAACUCAGCACACCGAUGUG